AUGGACUGUCGCAGUUGUGGAAGAAGAGGCCAUACCGAGCAGGCCUGCUUAAGAAUAAAGAACAAGGAGCAAACAUCAAAGUCUGCCAACAUACAUGACUCUGUGAAGAACAGGAGGAAAACACAGGUGAACACUGUGAGACAAAGGGAGACUGUGUCCAGCGAUUCUUCGGAAGGAGAACAGGAGAUGAGUGUACACACACUGAAUAUAAUGAAGAUGGAUGAAGAUUCAGAGGGUUACUGGGUGGAGCCCAUGCUGGAGGGGCACCCAGUGAGUAUGCAAAUAGACACUGGUUCAAAAGCAUCCAUUAUCUCAGAUGGGGUUUACAAAAAAGUUUUGAGACACCUUCCGCUGCGACCGUCUGAUACUAGGUUCAAAACCUAUCGAGGGGAACCUGUACCCAUGGCAGGAAUGACUGAUGUCGUGGUCCAGAGUAACAAUCAGGUGAGGAAGAUCCCCAUCUAUAUUGUUAAAGGUGAUUACCCGGCUAUUCUGGGACGUGUGUGGCUAGAGAAAAUGAAGCUAAGCUGGCACACUGUAAAAAUGGUAUCACCAACGGCUACUAGUCUAGCUGCUAUUUUGAGGAAACAUGAUGAGGUUUUCCGGAAGGAGUUGGGCAGUAUGAAGGACAUUACUGUCAAGCUAAACAUUAAACCGGAAACAACACCAAAGUUUAUGAAGGCCAGGUCUGUACCAUAUGCUAUUCGAUCGAAAGUGGGGGAUGAGUUGGACGCCUUAGUUAAAAGCGGUGCUUUGGAACCGGUGACUGUCAGCGAGUGGGCCACGCCCAUAGUUCCCGUACCCAAGGAGACGGGAGAAAUACGAAUCUGUGGAGAUUUUAAAGUGACACUGAACCCUGUACUGUCAGCAGAGCAGUAUCCUCUUCCCCGCAUUGACGAUUUGUUUGCCGGGCUGAGUAAGGGGCAAAAGUUUAGCAAAAUAGACCUUAACCAAGCCUACUUACAGAUGCAUGUGCAUGAGGAUUCUAAAGACUUGCUCACCAUAACUACACAAAAGGGGCUUUUCAGAUAUUGUCGACUCCCUUUCGGGAUCACAUCAGCCCCUGCACUUUUCCAUUGUGCCAUGGAUCAGAUCCUACAUGGCCUCCCUGGUGUACAGUGCUAUUUGGACGAUAUUCUGUGCACAGGAAGUACGGACCAAGAACAUCUGGACAAUUUGGAUGCUGCUCUUCAAAGACUGAAAGAGUAUGGGCUCAGGUUGGCCUGCGAUGCAUCCCCGUAUGGAGUGGGGGCGGUCAUUUCACAUUUAAUGCCAGACGGGGUAGAGAGGCCUAUAGAAUUUGCAUCACGGACCUUGAACAAAGCAGAGACUAACUAUGCUCAGAUAGAGCGGGAGGCGUUGAGCAUCGUCUAUGGGGUUUGCAAGUUCCAUCAGUACCUGUAUGGGAGACAAUUUACAUUGCUGACAGAUCACCGACCCCUGACGACCAUCCUUGGAUUGCACACUGGGUUACCCUCACUUGCCGCGAGUCGCAUGCAGCGGUGGGCGUUGCUCUUGUCGGCACACUCGUAUGACAUCAAGUAUCGCAAGGCUGACCUGCACAGCAACGCCGAUUCCCUGUCCAGGUUGCCUCUUCCUAUCACCUGGCCUGAGCCGCGGGCAGCAGAAAUAUUUUACUUCAGUCAGGUGGAUGGUAGCGAUGCCCCCAGUAUUCAACCUUAUCUCUCCAGGAGAGCAGAACUGUGGGUGCAAUCUGGUUGCUUACUGUGGGGGAGGAGGGUGGUUAUCCCGCCAUCAUUGCGUAAAUCCGUUCUGCAACAGCUCCAUGCAGGUCACAGUGGAAUAGUUCGAAUGAAGGAGAUAGCAAGGAGUUACUUCUGGUGGCCAGGAGUGGACAGAGAGAUAGAGACUACCGCCAAAACCUGUUCUUCAUGCCAAGAAGUUAGGAAGGCACCCCAACUAGCUCCUCUACAUCCCUGGGAGUUUCCCGAAGAACCAUGGCAACGGGUGCACUAUGAUUUUGCAGGACCUGUAGAGGGUUGUAUGCUCCUUGUGUGUGUGGACGCCCACAGUAAGUGGCCGGAAGUGGCCAUAAUGAAAACCACUACCACUGCAAAGACUAUUGAGAGGCUGGGGGAGAUUUUCAGCCGGUUCGGUUCUCCUCUUCAGUUGGUCUCAGAUAACGGGCCACAACUGGUGUCACAAGAAAUGACUACCUUCCUUGAAGCAAAGGGCAUACAACACAUUCGAUCCGCACCAUUUCACCCUGCGACCAACGGUCUGGCUGAAAGGUUUGUGCAGACCAUGAAGAAAGCUUUGAAGACAUCUCAAGAGCAGGGAUCAUUUCUCCAGAGAUUGCAUAGAUUCCUGUUGAGCUAUAGGAAUAAUCCCCAUGCCACUACUAAAGUUCCCCCGCUUCUCUGA
Messenger RNA from Nerophis lumbriciformis (worm pipefish), 2385 nucleotides. The record is from RefSeq and is a predicted model, not a curated record. NCBI's taxonomy places the organism in Eukaryota, Metazoa, Chordata, Actinopteri, Syngnathiformes, Syngnathidae.